GGGGAGUCUCUAGGGUUUACAAUUUCUCGCCGAUUACAGCUUUCCGGAGCACCAGCCGCCAAGACCUGCAACUUUAACUGCAAUCAUGUCGCUGGUAGCAAAUGAAGAUUUUCAGCACAUUCUUCGUGUACAGAACACGAAUGUUGAUGGAAAGCAAAAAAUUAUGUUUGCUAUGACCUCCAUCAAAGGUAUCGGUCGUCGUUUUGCCAACAUCGUCUGCAAGAAGGCUGAUGUCGACAUGAACAAGAGGGCUGGAGAACUUUCCAAUGCCGAGAUUGACAAUCUGAUGACAAUCGUGGCAAACCCACGUCAGUUCAAAAUCCCAGACUGGUUUUUGAACAGGAAGAAAGAUUACAAGGAUGGAAAGUACUCCCAGGUCACAUCAAAUGCACUCGACAUGAAGUUGAGAGAUGACCUUGAGCGCUUGAAGAAAAUCAGGAACCAUCGUGGUCUUCGUCAUUACUGGGGUCUUCGUGUGCGUGGUCAGCACACCAAAACCACUGGACGCAGGGGUAAGACUGUUGGUGUGUCGAAGAAGAGAUAGAUUGGAAACGAAAAUUACAUUCUGGUUUUAGACAUUUAUCUAUAAAAUCUCUGAUCAAUUUUGUUGAAUGUUUGGUUUUAAGCUGUUUUAUGUCAUCGUAAUAGUUGUAACUUUCUCUUGGAUGAUCUUGCAAGUAUGUGUUUUUUGGGAUCUUAUAUGAGGAAUUGACUUUCCCUUUGGAUGGUUCAUGAA
Cynara cardunculus var. scolymus (artichoke) is the source of this 736-nucleotide messenger RNA. Its product is annotated as 40S ribosomal protein S18. Gene Ontology annotation, molecular function: RNA binding; structural constituent of ribosome. Gene Ontology annotation, biological process: translation. The transcript is spliced from 4 exons. NCBI's taxonomy places the organism in Eukaryota, Viridiplantae, Streptophyta, Magnoliopsida, Asterales, Asteraceae. The record is from RefSeq and is a predicted model, not a curated record. The coding region runs from base 86 to 544 and encodes 152 amino acids. Gene Ontology annotation, cellular component: cytosol; ribosome; small ribosomal subunit.